Malaclemys terrapin pileata is the source of this 5297-nucleotide messenger RNA. RefSeq names its product ribosomal biogenesis protein LAS1L-like. The coding region runs from base 1997 to 2974 and encodes 325 amino acids. The transcript has 2 exons. Lineage: Eukaryota; Metazoa; Chordata; Testudines; Emydidae. The record is from RefSeq and is a predicted model, not a curated record.
UGAAAAUGAUCAGGGGGCCAGAGCACAUGAUUUAUGAGGAGAGGCUGAGGGAACUGGGCUUAUUUAGUCUGCAGAGGAGAAAAGUGAGGGGGGAUUUGAUAGCAGCCUUCAACUACCUGAAGGGGGGUUCCAAAGAGGAUGGAGCUCGGCUGUUCUCAGUGGUGGUAGAUGACAGAGCACGAAGCAAUGGUCUCAAGUUGCAGUGGGGGAGGUCUCAGUUGGAUAUUAGGAAACACUAUUUCACUAGGAGGGUGGUGAAGCACUGGAAUGGGUUCCCUAGGGAGGUGGUGGAAUCUCCUUCCGUAGAGGUUUUUAAGGCCCAGCUUGACAAAGCCCUGGCUGGGCUGAUUUAGGUCCCUUCCAACCCUGAUAUUCUAUGAUUCUAAGGACCCAGGUUCCAUCCCCCUGAGGGAAGAAGCUCCACUGAGCAGCAGGCAACAGGGCAAAGCCUUGAGCCAGGCCUCAGGGCAGGGAUUGCAGGGCUUUGGCUUCUCUUUCUGGUUCUGCCACUGCCCUGCUGUGGGGCCCUGGGCAGGUCACUUCCCGUCUCUGUACCUCAGUUUCCCCGUCUAUCCAGUGAAGGGAUAGACACUUCUCAAACUCAGUUUGAGCAGUAGUGAGUCUGGAUCAGACAAUGAAUGUUAAACACUCUGCGCUCAGAAGGACAGUGAGUGGGUGUUUGGGAAAGAACUCCUACUGAUUUCCUGUUGGGCUCCAUCCAAAGCCAAUAACUAGGGCUGUCAAUUGUAAUUUCAAUGUAUUAUCCAUAUUUUUGUGGAUUUUUUUAUAGUUUAAAAUAUAUUGAUUUCAGUUACAACAGAGACUACAAAAACAACGAGGAGUCCUUGUGGCACCUUAGAGACUAACACAUGUAAUUGGAAUAAGCUUCCGUGGGCUAAAACCCAAAUAAAUGUGUUAGUCUCUAAGGUGCCACAAGGACUCCUUGUUGUUUUUGCGGAUACAGACUAACACGGCUACCCCUCUGAAACAGAAUACAAAGUGUACAGUGCUCAACAUAUAUUAUUAUUUUUGAUUACAAAUAUUUACACCGUAAAAAAGAUAAAAGAAAUAGUAUUUUUCGAUUCACCUCAUACAAGUACCUCAGUGCAAUCUCUUUAUAGUGAAAGCGCAACUUACAAAUGUAGACAUUUUUUUUAAGAUAACUGCACUCGUAAACAAACCAAUGUAAAACUUUAGAGCCCACGAGUCCACUCAGUCCUACUUCUUGUUCAGGACCAACAAGUUUGUUUACAUUUCCAGGAGAUAAUGCUGCCCACUUCUUAUUGACAAUAUCACCUGACAGUGAGAACAGGCAUUUGCAUGGCACUAGUGUAGCCGGCGUUGCAAGGAAUUUAUGUGCCAGUUAUGCUAAACAUUUGUAUGCCCCUUCAUGCUUCAAUUUCUAGAUUGCACCAUUGGUUUUUUUACAGUGCAAAUAAUAAUAAUACAGGUGCCCCUCCCCCCAUCACCAUGCUCCACUGCUGCUCCCACCUCCUGGCCCCCGCCCCCAUGGAGCCACCCCCACCAAGCUGCCUGCCCACUGUCUGCUGUGCAGAGCGGGGGUAGGAGUGGGGGGCUGAUGUCAGGGUGUCCCCGAUCUGGUAGCUGCUGAGCUGGGGUUGAGGAACGGGGGCACCUGUCUGCUGUUGCCAUUGGCUCAGGAGUGAAGCCUGGACACCUGGGUUCCCUUCCUUCUCAGGCCGGGGAGGGGGUGUGGCCUGGGGCUACAGGAGGACGAUGCUUGUCCAGACUGACUACAGGUCUCUGUCACUGACCCCAUUGCUCUAAGGGAUGAGAUUCCCUGGGGGUCCCAACAUCGGGGGAGCUUCGGGAGCAGCCUGCAGGGAGAGCCCUGCCAGUGUGUGCAGAGCCCAGUCCAGGUGCCCCCGGGGAGUGUGGGUAGGAGAGGGAGUCGCCCCAGCUGGGGGGCAGACAGGCCCAGUGGCGAGAAGCUGCGUUGCCCCAGACUCACGGCUGCUCCCUGCUCAGUUCCAGGAUGGACGUACUGAGGAGGAUUCUCAGGAGAAAGGCUCCGCAGGUGGCCCUGGAGCCAGAGGGGGGCAGCUGCCAGCAUCCCCAGACAGAGAGCCGCCCCUCCAUCCCCAUGGCAUGGGAAGCAGCUCCUGGCCACCCCAGGAGAUGGACCUGCUCGGCCUUGCUCACCAGGAGGAAACCAGCUCCCAGGGCUGGUGCCGAGCGGAGAGAGACGACAUCCAGGCCGAGAUGGAGGUGGCCCAAGUUCAGUCUGGGCAGGCAGGACACAGCCCACGGGAGGAACCAGGCAAGGCAGCUCUGGGUUUGCUUCUGCUGGAAGGCCAGCCCUCAGCCCAGCCGCGUGGGCCAGCAGGAGGCAUCCCCAGCGCAGGAGCUGGGGGAUCGCUGCCCCAGCAGCUCAACUGGUGACGGAGGGGAGAGCAGCCGCUCCCUGGAGGCUCCCUGCAACACGGAGGCCGAGUACUCCUCCACUGCAGAGAUCCCCACGGACCAGUCAGAGAAGAAGGACCUUGCCCCUGAGGAAAAGGCAGAGGAGGAUGAAGAUCGGGCCACAGAAGGAGAGGAAGAGGAGGAAGACCUAGAGACAGAGGAGGAGGAGAAGCAGGAAGAGGAAGUCCUGACCACAGAAAAAGAGGAGGUGGAGGACCUAGCCAUAAAAGAGGGGGAGGACAUGACCACAGAGGAGGAGGAAGACCUGGACACAGUGGAGAAGGAGGAGGAGGAGAACUUGUCUGCAGAAGAGGAAGAAGAGGAGGAGAACGUGUCUGCAGAAGAGGAGGAAAAUUUGUCAGCAGAAGAGGAGGAGGAGGAGCUCUCCAUAGACGAGGAAGAGGACUUGACCACAGAGAAGGAGGAGGAAGAAGAAGGUAAAGGAAGAGGAAGAGAAGGACGUGGCCCUGGUGGAGGAACAUCUGAUCAUGGAGCAAAAGGAAGAAGAGAAGGAUCUGGCCAUGGAGCAGGAAGAGGAGCACCUGCCUAAGGAGCAAGAGGAGAAGGCCCAGGCCACAGAGGAGGACAAGGAGGACCUGGACCAGGAGGAGGAGAAGGAAGAGGACCCAGUAAUGGAGGACGACGAGGAUGUGGCCAUGCAGGAGAAAGAAGAGAAGGAAGAGGAGGUACUGGCUAUGGAGGAAAAGGAAGUGGAAGAGGAUUAGGAAUUGGCCAUGGAGAAGGAGCAGGAGGAAGAGGACCUGGCCACAGAGGAGGAGGAGGAGGAUGUGGCCAUACAGUGGGAAGAAGAAGAGGCAGAAGAGGAGGUAGAGGACCUGGCUAUAGACUAGGAGGACCCAGGAAUGGAGGAGGAGGAGGAUGUGCUGAUGCAGGGGGAAGAAGAAGAGGAGGGGGAGGACCUGGCCAUAGGAAUGGAGCACGUGGUCAUGGACAAGAAAGCAGAAGAGGAUGACUUGGAUGAGGAGGAGGAGGAGGGCAAGGCCAAGUCCUCUUCCACCUCCAUGGCCAGGUCCCCCUUGCCCAGAUGCGUAAAUAGGGCAGUAAUGAGUAGGAGCAGGGUGGGAUCUUACCUCUCUCUAUAGCAUUGGUAAGAGAGAUAAUGGAAUAGUGACAGCCAAUUCUGGUGUCCGUGUUUUAAAGGAUGGUGUUAAAUUGGAGAGGGUGCAGAAAAGAGUCACACAAAUGACCUGAGAGCUGGAGAAAAUGACCUACAGUGAGAGACUCAGACUGUAGGUGGGUGAAAUUUAAUGGCCUGGAACAUUCAGGAGGUCAGAUGAGAUGAUCCACUGGUGCCUUCGGGCCUUAAGCUCUAUGAAACUCUAUGAAGCAUCGCCUCCCUCCACCCCCCCCGCUCCGAUGUGCUUCACCGCACAGAAGGGUGGCCAGACAGCCUAGAAUGACUCUGCUCCAAAGCGGCCCUGGUGGAGAAGACAGUGGUGAGAGUGAGAGAUGAGUGAGAGACGGCUGUGGGGACCUGGCGGGAGGGCAGGAGACCUCGGACAAGGAGGGGGCUCCCCUGGGCAGGGCACUGGAGGGGACAGCAGAGAGCAAGUAUUCCUGGGGCUGAGGUCUGGGCACCGCGAAGAGGAAAUUCUGGGCGUAAGCGCUGGGGGCAGGUGGGGAAUUGUGGGACUGGAGGGUAAGCUGAUGCUGGGGGUGCAAAGGUAAGGGGCAGCUGCGAGAGGCUGGGCAAGGGCCAAGUUGGAAGGGAAGGAGGGAAUCGGGAGGACAGGGCCCAGCUGUGUUGCCAGAGGAUCCUGCUGGCUGUGUCUGGGCAGCCUCUCUGGGAAGUGCCCAGGGGUCAGUGGGGCCUGAAUCUGACCUUCUCCUUUGGGUCUUACAGGAACUAACUGAGGAGCUGCCCCCGGACUCUGGGCCCAGCUCUGUCCUCUCCAGCUCCAUGGACCGCACGUGAAACCUCCCGUACCAGAAGCUCCCGUCCGGCUCCCCCAGCUCCGGUGCUGCUCACACCCAGAGACGCUGCCUCCUCCAUGGCCAGGUUCUCCUCCACCUCCUGCACAGCCUGCAGUGAUGGGUAAGGGAACCCGUGGCCACAGAGACCCCGUGGGCACGGGUGGGGAUUGAAUCUGGGCCCUUCACCACGGGCACAAGCUCUGUCAGGCUCCCAUCCAGAAAGCCAUGGAAGGCUCUGCCUGCAGACACCCCCUCUCCAUUCCCACUGCCAGACUCUUGAGUGACAAUGAAAAAGCAGGAGAACUUCUGCCAGAGAACCCCCGGGCUGCACAGUUGGGUGUCACUGGGACGUCUCUGGGAGCCAUUUCCAGUGUGUUCUGGUGGGGUCAUUUUCCUUCUCGAAUCCAGGGUGUCUCUGCUCCCAGAAUCUCAGCCAGGGAGGCCACCCUGCAGAAUAUGGCCCCGCAGUUUGGCGAUGGGCUGCAGGAGUCACCACGUAGGUGUGCAGCAGCCGUAGCGCCUGCACUGACCAUGGGCCAAAACCUGCAGCCCUGACGGCCCAGGAUACCCCCAGGGAUGGCAACGGGAGGGUAGCCUGGGUAACUAGCUGCUGGGCCAGGGCAUAUAGAGAGAGGACUCAGAGAUGCAGCAAACCAAUGGCCAGAGAAGUGAAGCAUGUAAGGAAAAGAGAAGAGCUAGGACAUCUGGGGAGCUACUGCAGUCAAGGGAUCCCAGACGGAAGAGAGAAGAUGGGUGGGUUAGACACACGAAGUCCUGCAUCUUGGUAGGGGUUAGACGAGAUGAACCUUGCCAGGGGUGGUGACUUAUAUGGGCCCGUGGUGCCCCGGCUCCAGCAAAUUCAGGGCCCUGCGCUCCCUGGCCGGCUGCUGCCACUGCAGGGUACAAGGGAGGGGCAGGCUGAGGCGGCUGACGCGCCU